AGUUUCUGAAGGUUUUAUAUUAUAAUUAUCACUUCUAAAUGGUUGAAUAUAUUGUUAACCACACGAGUAAAAGGUGAAAACUGUCACACAUAGGAAAACGGCCAGAGGUAUUUGUUAGAUAUAAACACUGAUUUGAUUGGAUUGAAAAAGAUGCCACUAACAGAUGUAAUUAGUAACCUUGGUGAUAAUCCAUAUUUUGGUGCUGGAUUUGGAUUAUUUGGCAUAGGAUUUGCAGUAGCAGCUUUAAAGAAAGGAAGUCAAGUAGGAAUGAUGCUAUUUCAUAGACACUGUAUGAUAACAUUAGAAGUACCUAGUAAAGAUAAAAGUUACCAUUGGUUACUUAACUGGAUUUCUACUCAUGGAACAAGGACCCAACAUCUUAGUGUGGAGACUACAUUUAGACAAUCAAGUACAGGCAAAAUAAACACAAAGUUUGACUUUAUUCCAAGUCCUGGCAACCAUUUCUUUCGUUACAGAAACACUUGGAUUAAAGUGGAAAGAAAUCGUGAAAAUAAAAUGAUUGACAUAAAUACAGGUGCACCCUUUGAAACUGUGACAUUAACAUCCUUUGGUAAAAAUAGGGAUUUAUUUUUUGAAAUCUUAGAUCAUGCUCGAGUUAUAGCUCUUCAGAAAGAAGAGGGUAAAACAGUAAUGUACACAGCUAUAGGUCCAGAAUGGAGACAGUUUGGCUAUCCAAGGCAGAAAAGACCUAUUAGAUCUGUGAUUUUAGACAAAAAUAAAUCAGAGAAUUUAUUAAAAGAUGUGAAAGAGUUUAUAAACAAUCCUAAAUGGUAUAUGGAGAGAGGUAUACCAUAUAGAAGAGGAUAUUUAUUACAUGGUCCUCCAGGAUGUGGUAAAAGUAGUUACAUUAUGGCUUUAGCUGGGGCUUUAGAUUACAGUAUAUGUGUAUUAAAUUUAAGUGAAAGAGGACUCUCAGAUGAUAGAUUAAACUAUUUAUUAACUGUAGCACCAGAACAAAGUAUUAUUUUAUUAGAAGAUAUUGAUGCUGCCUUUGUCAGUCGAGAUCUAGCUCAAGAAAAUCCCACAGCAUAUCAAGGUAUGGGAAGAUUAACAUUUAGUGGUUUAUUAAAUGCUCUUGAUGGUGUGGCCUCAGCUGAAGCAAGAAUAGUUUUUAUGACUACUAAUUAUUUAGAAAGAUUAGAUGCAGCCUUAAUAAGACCAGGACGUGUUGAUGUAAAAGAAUUGAUAGAUUAUGCAACAGAAUAUCAAUUACAAGAAAUGUUUCGUAGAUUUUAUCCUAAUCAAGUAGAAUCCGAUGCUGAAAUAUUCUCCAAACAAGUGAUGAGUCAUGGAAAAAAUGUUAGUAUAGCACAAGUACAGGGAUUCUUUAUGAGAUACAAGUCAGAUCCAUCCACAGUUAUUAAACAUACAGAGAAACUA
Molecule: messenger RNA, 1401 nt
Organism: Lottia gigantea (owl limpet)
Lineage: Eukaryota; Metazoa; Mollusca; Gastropoda; Lottiidae
Exons: 5
Biological process (GO): protein insertion into mitochondrial inner membrane from matrix; mitochondrial respiratory chain complex III assembly
Cellular component (GO): mitochondrial inner membrane
Molecular function (GO): ATP binding; ATP hydrolysis activity
Source: RefSeq, a predicted model, not a curated record